GCAUAAUCAUAAUUUGGAAAAAAGAUCUCACACAGUGUUUGACAUAUACCGGAUUAUAUUACCACAGAAAAAAUGACAGAAGCUUCAGGCGUGUCUGCUGAAGCUCUCAAGGUUAAGAUCACAGAUUCAUUAAAUGCAAGUCAUGUCGAAAUUGAGGAUAUGUCAGGAGGUUGUGGGCAGGCAUUCUCUGCCGUGAUUGUUUCGCCGCAGUUCGAGAAGAAGACUACAUUAGCAAGACAUAGAUUGGUGAAUGGAGCGCUGAAGACGGAGAUUGCGGCCAUCCAUGCCUGGACUCCCAAGUGUUACACGCCGGAACAAUGGGAGAAGCAGAAAGAGGAUGGCAAGGAGGCGGUUGCGCCAGGAAAGAACACUACUGGGGAGGUUGUGGAUGGGACAUCUGCUUGAGAGGGAGAGGGAAUCGGAGUUCUGGCGCAGAAUGGACCUAUACUCCAGCUUCCGGGGUAGUUACAGCAACCGGACGGCGAGAGGAACGGGGACUACGGAGACAAUGGAGCACGGGGAAGAAGAGCUAUGAUAUACCAAGGAGUCACUGGGAAAGAGAAAAUCUGUUUGUGAUUGAGCCCUUAUGUGAUGGGCCAUGUGGGUAGUAUUUCAUCUUGGCACUGGAGUGGUAGAGCAAAAGGGGGCACUGUGUUUGUGAUCACGAUGCUUCUCUACACCCCGGCCCCGUGGAGAUCAGGAACAGUGUCUUCCAAAGCUGGUGUGUUGGACUCAUGUGGCGCUGAUUUCUUCAGUCACAUAUUCCAGAGUCCUGCACGCUCAUUCAUACGAGGCCCAGACAAAUUAUUCAAGCUUUUAGAAAGCCAAUAUAAUGACA
This is a messenger RNA of Botrytis cinerea B05.10, 838 nucleotides long. It is a transcript of the gene Bcfra2, whose product is annotated as Bcfra2. The record is from RefSeq and is a predicted model, not a curated record. Bases 73 to 405 code for a protein of 110 amino acids. Gene Ontology annotation, cellular component: cytosol; nucleus. Gene Ontology annotation, molecular function: 2 iron, 2 sulfur cluster binding. The transcript is spliced from 2 exons. NCBI's taxonomy places the organism in Eukaryota, Fungi, Ascomycota, Leotiomycetes, Helotiales, Sclerotiniaceae. Gene Ontology annotation, biological process: intracellular iron ion homeostasis.